AUGAACGCCCUUGACUUUCUAGUCGAUUUCACAGCUCUUAUGAGCACAUCGAAAGCUUCAAGACCAGGCAAUGAUGGAAAUGACAUCGAUCAGGACGUCGGAGUUGCGCGCAGAAAAGCAGCUUCGGCGUCAGAGAAGUGUGUUACUUCCUCAGAAGGAUUCUCUCCUAUCAACGGAAAGCGAUCGGUAAAUACAAUUCAACUCCAGUCCAGCAUGGCGCCAUCCCUAUCGCAGCAGACCUUCCCAGCCCAUGUGGUCAAUUAUCCUACCUCGAACACUCAAUAUUAUGGCCCAUACGAAGGAUCCUUCGCGGUUCCCGCAGACCCUCAAAUGAGUCAAUCUUUCGGCCAGUUCCUGCAUCAGCGUCCCGGCCUCGGUCUUCCUUACGCGACCAACGACGAUAUGAGCUACCUUGCUUGCGACUGUGAACGGCUCGCUCACUGGGAUCCAAGCUACGAGAUGAACUAUUUGCUACCAGCAGAGCCAGUAUGGUGGAUCCAUGUUCAGCCCCAAUCUCACUCACCGAACCACAAUAUGCGGUUCUUGGAAACACAGUUUGUGCUACCAGUGGAGGAAAUGUCAACACAGCCAUCACAGUGUAUGAACGCAGCACAUUAUUGCCAAUACCCUCCGCCGCAUCAAGCUGUAAGCAAUGACUACGCACAGUAUUUGCAAGAUAUCUCUGGGAACCGCAUACAUCUGUUUUGA
This is a messenger RNA of Alternaria atra, 708 nucleotides long. RefSeq lists its product as uncharacterized. The transcript has a single exon. Bases 1 to 708 code for a protein of 235 amino acids. NCBI's taxonomy places the organism in Eukaryota, Fungi, Ascomycota, Dothideomycetes, Pleosporales, Pleosporaceae. The record is from RefSeq and is a predicted model, not a curated record.